This is a messenger RNA of Magnolia sinica, 830 nucleotides long. RefSeq names its product plastocyanin A, chloroplastic-like. Gene Ontology annotation, cellular component: chloroplast thylakoid lumen. The transcript has 2 exons. Bases 1 to 639 code for a protein of 212 amino acids. The record is from RefSeq and is a predicted model, not a curated record. Gene Ontology annotation, molecular function: copper ion binding. NCBI's taxonomy places the organism in Eukaryota, Viridiplantae, Streptophyta, Magnoliopsida, Magnoliales, Magnoliaceae.
AUGCAUGAAGUGACACACACACACACACACCCAUUUAUUUAUUUUUAUCAAAUCCCCCAUCCAUCACACCUUUCAUUUCCCAUACCACCUCAAACCCUCUCUAGCAACCACACCAGAGAAAGUGCAACAUCUAGAAAAAUGACCACCAUGACCACCUCAGCUGCAAUCACCAUCCCCUCCUUCACUGGCCUCAAGGUGGGCCAAUCUGCCCGAUCGUGCCCCGCCAAGGUGCCUGCCUCGCCUGCGCAGGCAUUCUCCGUCAAAGCCUCACUUAAGGAAGUGGGCGUCGCAGUUGCGGCCACCGCCGCGAGCGCGAUGCUUGCGAGCAAUGUCCUCGCCAUCGAGGUCCUCCUGGGUGGCAGCGACGGUACCUUGGCCUUUGUCCCCAAGGAGUUCUCCGUGUCUCCCGGUGAGAAGAUUGUGUUCAAGAACAAUGCAGGGUUCCCACACAAUGUUGUCUUCGACGAGGAUGAGAUCCCCUCUGGUGUGGACGCGUCGAAGAUCUCGAUGAGCGAGGAAGAUUUGCUCAACGCGCCCGGUGAGGUGUAUUCGGUCACAUUGGAUGCCAAGGGCACAUACAGUUUCUACUGUUCACCUCACCAAGGGGCUGGCAUGGUUGGAAAGGUGACCGUUAAUUAGUUUGAUUUUUGGAGGGAACGUGUUUUUUUUUUUUCCUUCUUCUUCUUCUUGGGUUGUGUUGUCUUUUUUGGUAGAGGGGGUGAGGAAAAUGGAUGAGGCAUAAAUACAUGCAUUGCAAUGUAUCUCUCCAUGCAAUAAUGUUCUGAAUGGGUUCAUCUUUCAUGUAUAAUACUAGUCUGUUUUCUGUGUUC